UUGUGCGGUACUAGUGACAGAGAAGACCGAGGGAAGAAGUGCCUGUCUGUCGCGUCGGUGGCGUUCUUCUUUCGUCGCGUUAGUCUCGUGUGCGCGUGACAGAGGAGCACAUAAUUGUGCGAGCGAGAGAAAGAUAGCGUGCAACGCUGUUCCGACGGAUCAUCGUUGAGCCGGUUAUAAGAAGAGAAAAGAAGAUAAGAGAAGAAGACGAAUACGGAGCAGUGUCGCGUCUUCUGAUCGAACGCGUGUUCUGUCGUUUUCGGUUAUUCGCUUGCUUGUGUUGUAUCCCGUGUCGUUGUGCAAUUCACGCUGCAUCGAGGACCAAAUUUCAAAAUUCCCGCGUCAGCCGUAUCGGCUGCCUAACCUCUCUUUCUUCCGUGACUCGAGGCGGACACACCUCUCGUGUUAAGUCGCCGAACGACGAAGACAGGAAAGACGGUGGCCGUCGCUCGGCCAGCAAUAAUGCCGCACGUGAGCAGCAGCGGCGGCGGCGACGAUCUCGGCAGCGAAGACGAGGUCAAGGUCUUCAAGGAUGAGGGCGAGGACGAGAAGAGGUCCUCCGAGAACCUCACGGAGGAGAAAAGUUCCCUCAUCGACCUCACAGAAUCUGAGGAAAAGGGCUCGCUUGCUGGUGGAAGUUACUCGACGACAGGCAAGACGUCAGCAAGAUCUGAUCUCAGCCCCGUCUUCGGUAAGGUGGAUCCGACGCCACAUACCUCGUCGUUCAACAUGGGCUACCUCGUCUCGCCGUAUCCUUACCCCAAUGGCGCCGGAGGACCCAUUCCUGUGUCUAUGGUGAGCAAGAUGGCCGCGCGAUACGCGACUCCAUUACGCACGCUCUUGCCCUCCUCUCUCUCUCUCGUUCUAGCCCCUUGUCCCUGGAACCCUGCUAAUUGUUGUCCUGUCUGUUGGUUUAACGUGGGAACAUUUGCAAGAUGCGCAGAUACGAAUCUCCCGCCGAAAAUUGGCCCCUUCGAAUCGUCCAAACUUAUUCGUUCGC
Molecule: messenger RNA, 1000 nt
Organism: Apis florea (little honeybee)
Lineage: Eukaryota; Metazoa; Arthropoda; Insecta; Hymenoptera; Apidae
Product: protein pangolin
Biological process (GO): canonical Wnt signaling pathway; regulation of transcription by RNA polymerase II
Cellular component (GO): chromatin; beta-catenin-TCF complex
Molecular function (GO): DNA-binding transcription factor activity, RNA polymerase II-specific; RNA polymerase II cis-regulatory region sequence-specific DNA binding
Source: RefSeq, a predicted model, not a curated record